Messenger RNA from Rotaria socialis, 1629 nucleotides. The record is from the annotation of a GenBank genome assembly. Lineage: Eukaryota; Metazoa; Rotifera; Eurotatoria; Philodinida; Philodinidae.
AUGUCAUCAGGAUCACCGGAUAAUACAAAUAAUUCAACUAGUAAUGAUUUGCUAAAAUAUAAUUCAUUAACUAUGGCUCAAAUAGAUGCUGCUUAUGCAAAAAAUGAAAUUCCCAUCAAUUUAUUACCAGCUGACAAACAUCCUUAUUGGAAUAAUGUUCCCACAGGACGUACAACUAUUGAAGAUGCUCAGCAACUCGAAUAUGAUGAACAUCAUAUUGAUUUAAUAGCUGAUCAAGAAAUCGAUGAUUUCGAAUUAGACUACGACGGUGUCGAUCUAGGGCAGCAUCUUGGUCUUGAUAAUCACCAACAUGACUUGGAUUUCAGUGAUGACGAGAAUAUUAUCGGUGAUCCAUUUGACAAUGGAACUGCAUCGAACUCGAAUAAAAAUCGAGGACUAAUCAAAGGAAACAUAACGUCAGAUGGAAUUAUUGAUGAUGAUUUCGAAUCAGAAUUAGGCGGGCAUGAACCUACCGACUUGCAAGAUACAGAAGAUGCAGAUUAUCAAUUAAUGACAAAAAUAUCUGAAUAUAGAAUUAUUGAAUGUUGUGGCGAUGACAAAUUUGGUCGUAAAACAAUUGUUUUUUCAGCAUGCCGUUUACCAAAUCAAGAUGAUAUUAGAAACAGUGAAUUUAAAACAGUUGCUAAAUUCCGUGAAUGUUUAUUUAAAUAUUUUUUACGAGCAUUCGAUCAAUAUGUUGAUAUGGAUUAUGUUCUAAUUUAUUUUCAUUAUGGAUUACGAUCCUAUAAUCGACCAUCAUACGGAUGGCUAAUGCAAUGUUAUCUUAAAAUUGAUCGAAAAUACAAGAAAAAUUUGAAAGCACUUUAUUUAGUACAUCCAACAACAUGGAUUAAAUUUUUUUGGCCAGUUAUUCGCCCAUUUAUAAGUGUAAAAUUCUCGCGUAAAGUAACUUACAUUAAUCGUCUAAGUCAACUUGAAGAAUAUGUUCAUCUUGAUAAUAUUCGAAUACCUGAUGAAGUAAAAAGUUGUGAUCCAGUGGGUCCUUUGGAAAUAUCAAAAAAUCAAACACGUCCAACCACAAAGUUUCAUGUUUCACUGCAAUUUAUUCUAGAAAAUGAACCCGGCGAAGUUAUACCAUUGGUUGUUCGACAAACCAUUGAUUUUAUUAAAAAUUUUGGAUUGAAUGAACCAGGGAUUUUUCGACGAUCUGCACUUGUUUCAUUAACCAAACAAGUACAGACAAAGUAUAACGAAGGUCAACCAGUUGUAUUUGAACAGUAUGGAGAUGUUCAUUUGGCAGCAUGUAUCUUGAAAACAUUUUUACGAGAUUUAUCUGAACCAUUAAUGACAUAUCGUUUAUACCCUGAACUUCUCGGCCUCUCAGGUACACUAAAACGACCUGAUCAAGUUGAUAUAAUCCGAGAUCUGAUUGUUGAAAAAUUACCAACACAAAAUUAUAAUGUUUUAAAAUAUUUAAUUGAAUUCUUAAAUUUGGCAUCUAACUAUUCAAAUACAAAUCUAAUGACAACAUCUAAUUUAGCCAUUGUUUUUGGACCUAAUCUGGCAUGGGCAGAAGAUGUUCAAAUGAACUCAUUGGCUAAUUAUUCACUUAUCAAUACAUUUACGGAAAUCUUGAUUGCGCGUUAUACAGAACUUUUUCUCAAAUAA